Molecule: messenger RNA, 1957 nt
Organism: Caenorhabditis elegans
Lineage: Eukaryota; Metazoa; Nematoda; Chromadorea; Rhabditida; Rhabditidae
Gene: C16E9.2
Product: Transposase
Exons: 9
Coding region: 1514-1702 (62 amino acids)
Source: RefSeq, marked reviewed
AGAAAAGGGCAUGAGGUAAAAAUAAAAGAAUUUAUAUGAUGAACUCCACCUCAGGAUCAUCCACAAUACGAGAUUUGGUGACACCAAAGAAUUGCAACUGGGAUUUUGAAUCAUUUAACCAACACCAUCAAGAAAAGCACACCAGCAAGCAGCCCGCGUGUAAUUGUGUUGCUGAAGCAAUUCGACGCGUCACUGCUCUUCGGAAGUUGGCAACACAGCAAGAUGGAGAUUUUACAAUGGUUCAAAACAAUGAAGUCAAGUGGGCAAAACUUUUUAUGGAAUUCAUCAUUGGAACUGCGUAUUGUCAGUCUACAAAGUGUCAAGGUUUUCUAUUUUUUACAUUAUGUGCUUUAAAGUUAGGAUAAAAUUAUUUAAUUCUGAAGUGAGCCAUGUUCUAUUGAAAAGAAACGAUCUUUAUUAACAUCGUUAGUAUUCUGAAAAAAUAAUGCAAUAUCAGUUAAUUUUUUUAGGGUGGCAUUAUUUUAAAUUUCCACGAGAAGGGGUUUCAACCACAGACAAAAUACUUCUGAAAUUUUAAAACUAAUAAUUUGGACCUUUUCCCAAUUACGAGAAAAUUAACUUUUUCACAGACUAUCAAAUUCAGCAGUUUUUUUCAGCCCACUCCGACGAUAUGAUUUGGUAUGUUCACCAGGCGAAACUCUCCAAUUCCUUUUACAUUCAAGGGAAUCAAAGCUUGUUGCAAGUUUUUCGUCGACACAGCAAAAACCAACCAACGCCUUGCGAUGACAGCUACAACUGGGAGGAGACUGUUUGCCUGAACAUAAUCAUGCAACAGAUUGACUUUUAUGUUACCUGUGCCGUUUGCACAAAAACUGGACCUCAAAAUUUGCAAAUUAUUCGCAAAAACUGUCAGCGUGUAUUCCCAUCCCCGAGUCGUCGUCGUAUGGAUAGUAAAGGAGAGAAUGAAGAGAUUACAUAUCCUAAAUUAUAUUUUGCAAUUGACGGUUUUGAAGAGGUUUUUAACGACGUAAUUGUGCGUGACGGAGAGUGUGUAUGUGUUGAACUGGUUGCACGUGAUCGCCAGAAAACUCGAGAGUCCGUUGUCUUUCUCGGAUCAAUACGAUAUGAAAUUCUGAAACAAGUGUAUGACACUAAAGCUUCUUCGACGUGGCAGUGGGCACAAAAGUUGAUGAAAGUAGGCGAUCGACGUCAAGAAUUUGUACGAAUGCGCGGUCCGCAGGGCAAAGGAUAUGCGGAAAUGGCGGUGGCAAGAGUGCCCAACUGCGGAUACGAAACGCCGCUCACCGAAAAUCCUAUUGACUUUUCUGAGUUGGCAGGAGUAGAACAGUCACUUGGAAAACGUCGAAUGUCAGAGACAAAUCUUGCCGGCGGAACACGGAUGUUCCCUUCUCGUUCAAUUGCCACUCCAUCUCAUUCAUCGCGGGGAAGACGUUGGCAAAGUGAGGCGGACACUGUGAACCAAUACCCCGAAGUUGAGGGAAGCAAUAUCGACGACGAACUUGACGAAGGCCCAACGAACAAGCUCUGGUCGAUGCGAGGUUUUGCGCAAGUUUGGCAUGGACUUCGAGAGAAGAAACGCGCAGAGUGCACACCACUGAAUGCAUUUUUGACCUACGUCACACUGCCCUGGAACAGUAUUUUAAAUGAUCUUCUGAGUGAACGACAAAAACGUCCGAUUUUGACGUUCGAGUUUGAUGCACCAGCUCAUAAUCACGAUUAAUGAUUUCAGAAAUACUAAAAACUCAUUUCACCUAGCCCUCGCAUGAAAAAUAAUCUGGAAAUAUUGUUCUGAAUAUUUUAUUGUUUUCUCAUCUAUCUGUAACUAUCAAUGAUUUUCCCAACACUUUUCAGUUUAAAUUACUUUCUCAGUCUUUUCAUUUACACUAAAGUUCAGUUCAUCAUUUUCUUCGUUCAUCUCAUUAUCAACCGAUCUCUUUCCUAUUUUCUUCCAUUCUUGUCAGUUGUUUAAAGUCAA